UUCCUUUAUUUAUCAAAUAUUUAUUGAGUGCCUUUUGUGUUCCAGCAAGUCCUGGGCUGUGUCCAGUGGAUUCCAUGGUACAUAAAGGACAGGGUCCCCUAUUUUUCAGGAGUUUCAUUCUAGGAGGAGAAGCGAAGUUAACAGGAGUUUGUGGUCUGCUGUGAUAUGGUGUAAGCUAUUUCUUCACGACUGGACAGCUGAGGACCUGUUAUUUCUCGUUAGCCUUGAGCAGACUUUACAGCUGUAGAAAAAUCGCAGAGUUCCAGAUUCUGCUUUCUGUCUUUCCUGGCGCUGAAAUUCAUCUUGCAACCAUGUAUGGAAGUGCUCGCUCAGUUGGGAAGGUGGAACCAAGCAACCAGAGCCCUGGGCGCUCACCUAGGCUUCCACGUUCCCCUCGCUUGGGUCAUCGUCGAACCAACAGUACAGGAGGGAGUUCUGGAAGCAGUGUCGGGGGUGGCAGUGGGAAGACCCUUUCAAUGGAGAAUAUCCAGUCCUUAAAUGCUGCCUAUGCCACUUCUGGCCCUAUGUACCUGAGUGACCAUGAAAACGUGGGUUCAGAAACACCUAAAAGCACCAUGACGCUUGGCCGUUCUGGAGGACGUCUGCCUUACGGUGUGAGGAUGACAGCGAUGGGCAGUAGCCCCAACAUAGCCAGCAGUGGGGUGGCCAGUGACACCAUAGCAUUCGGGGAGCAUCACCUCCCCCCAGUGAGCAUGGCGUCCACUGUUCCUCACUCUCUUCGCCAGGCGAGGGACAACACAAUCAUGGAUCUGCAGACACAGCUGAAGGAAGUGUUAAGGGAAAACGAUCUCCUACGAAAGGACGUGGAAGUAAAGGAGAGCAAGCUGAGUUCGUCCAUGAAUAGCAUCAAGACCUUCUGGAGCCCAGAGCUGAAGAAGGAGCGAGCCCUGCGGAAAGACGAAGCCUCCAAGAUCACUGUGUGGAAGGAGCAGUACAGAGUCGUGCAGGAGGAAAACCAGCACAUGCAGAUGACAAUCCAGGCUCUCCAGGAUGAGCUGCGGAUCCAGAGGGACCUGAACCAGCUGUUUCAACAGGAGAGUAGCAGCCGGACUGGGGACCCGUGCGUGGCGGAGCUGACGGAGGAGAACUUCCAGAGGCUGCAUGCCGAGCACGAGCGCCAGGCCAAAGAACUCUUCCUUCUCCGGAAGACUCUGGAGGAGAUGGAGCUGCGCAUCGAGACGCAGAAGCAGACCCUGAAUGCCCGCGACGAAUCCAUCAAGAAGCUUCUGGAGAUGCUGCAGAGCAAGGGACUUUCUGCCAAGGCUACCGAGGAGGACCACGAGAGGACAAGGAGGCUGGCCGAGGCGGAGAUGCACGUCCACCACCUCGAAAGCCUUCUGGAGCAGAAGGAGAAAGAGAACGCCCUGCUGAGGGAGGAGAUGCAUCGGAGAUUUGAGAGCGCCCCCGACUCUGCCAAAACGAAGGCUCUGCAAACGGUUAUCGAGAUGAAGGAUUCAAAAAUUUCCUCUAUGGAGCGUGGGCUCCGAGACUUGGAAGAGGAAAUUCAGAUGCUGAAAUCGAACGGGGCUCUGAGUACUGAAGAGCGGGAGGAGGAAAUGAAGCAGAUGGAGGUCUAUCGAAGCCAUUCUAAAUUCAUGAAGAAUAAGGUAGAGCAACUGAAGGAGGAGCUAAGUUCCAAAGAGGCUCAAGGGGAGGAGCUGAGAAAGAGAGCGGCUGGUCUGCAGGCCGAGAUUGGCCAGGUGAAGCAGGAGCUGUCCCGGAAGGACACGGAGCUGCUGGCCCUGCAGACAAAGCUGGAAACGCUCACGAACCAGUUCUCAGACAGCAAGCAGCACAUCGAAGUGCUGAAGGAGUCGCUGACCGCCAAGGAGCAGAGGGCCGCCAUCCUGCAGACAGAGGUGGACGCCCUGCGAUUGCGUUUGGAAGAGAAGGAAACCAUGCUGAACAAGAAGACGAAACAAAUCCAGGACAUGGCCGAGGAGAAGGGGACCCAAGCUGGAGAGAUCCACGACCUCAAGGACAUGCUGGACGUGAAGGAGCGGAAAGUGAACGUGCUUCAGAAGAAGAUUGAAAAUCUCCAAGAGCAACUUAGAGAUAAGGAAAAGCAGAUGAGUAGCUUGAAGGAGCGAGUCAAGUCGCUGCAGGCCGACACCACCAACACCGACACCGCCUUGACGACGCUGGAGGAGGCCCUGGCCGAGAAGGAGCGGACAAUCGAACGCUUAAAAGAGCAGCGGGACCGAGAUGAGCGGGAAAAGCAGGAGGAAAUUGAUAACUACAAGAAGGAUCUUAAAGACUUGAAGGAAAAAGUCAGCCUCUUGCAAGGCGACCUCGCAGAGAAAGAGGCUUCGCUCUUGGAUCUGAAGGAGCACGCUUCUUCCCUGGCUUCCUCGGGCCUGAAGAAGGACUCGCGGCUCAAGACACUAGAAAUUGCUUUGGAGCAGAAGAAGGAGGAGUGUCUGAAGAUGGAAUCACAAUUGAAAAAGGCACACGAGGCAACGUUGGAAGCCAGAGCCAGUCCAGAGAUGAGUGAGCGGAUACAGCAGCUGGAGAGAGAGGUUGCCAGGUACCAAGAUGAGUCUGGCAAGGCCCAGGCGGAAGUUGACCGCCUCUUGGAAAUCUUGAAGGAGGUGGAAAAUGAGAAGAAUGACAAAGAUAAGAAGAUUGCUGAGCUGGAGAGUCUCACCUCAAGGCAAGUGAAGGACCAGAAUAAGAAGGUAGCGAACCUGAAGCACAAGGAGCAGGUGGAGAAGAAGAAGAGCGCGCAGAUGCUGGAGGAGGCCCGGCGCCGGGAGGACAACCUCACCGACAGCUCCCAGCAGCUGCAGGACAGUCUCCGUAAGAAGGAUGACAGGAUUGAAGAGCUGGAAGAAGCACUAAGAGAAAGUGUGCAGAUCACUGCGGAGCGAGAGAUGGUGCUCGCCCAGGAGGAGUCAGCCAGGACCAGUGCUGAGAGACAGGUGGAGGAGUUACUGAUGGCCAUGGAGAAGGUGAAGCAGGAGCUGGAGUCCAUGAAGGCGAAGCUGUCCUCGACUCAGCAGUCCCUGGCGGAGAAGGAAACUCAUCUGACCAACCUCCGGGCCGAGAGGAGGAAGCACUUAGAGGAGGUCCUGGAGAUGAAGCAGGAAGCCCUUCUGGCCGCCAUCAGUGAGAAAGACGCCAACAUCGCACUCCUGGAGCUUUCGUCCUCAAAGAAAAAGACCCAGGAGGAGGUGGCCGCCCUGAAGCGGGAGAAGGACCGGCUUGUGCAGCAGCUCAAGCAGCAGACACAAAAUCGCAUGAAGCUGAUGGCCGACAGUUACGAGGACGACCACUUCAAGCCCUCCCCUUCCAGCCAAGCCAACCAUAAACCCUCCCCGGACCAGAUCAUCCAGCCCCUCUUAGAACUUGACCAAAAUAGAAGCAAACUAAAGCUGUACAUCGGACACCUGACAGCCCUCUGCCACGACCGAGACCCCCUGAUCCUUCGAGGACUCACUCCGCCAGCUUCCUACAACCUGGACGACGACCAGGCCGCGUGGGAGAGCGAGCUGCAGAAGAUGACCCGGGAACAGCUUCAGGACGAGCUGGAGAAGGGCGAGCGGGACAACGCAGAGCUGCAGGAGUUCGCCAACGCCGUCCUGCAGCAGAUCGCAGACCACUGCCCCGACAUCCUGGAGCAGGUGGUCAACGCGCUGGAAGAGUCGUCCUGACCCCCUUCAUGGGGGUGGCCGGUCCCGCAGCCCCAUCGAGCAACGCCGGGAGCCAGGAACGGAGGCACAGAGGCUGCUGGGCACCAGACACGCACCGCAGAUCUGUCCCGCCUCGCUAGGCCCUCCAGUCCGUCUCCGCCUUUCUCCUCCCGCCGCCGCGUCUGCACUCGUUCCCCCGACGUCCAGGCUGGUGAGUGGCUGGGUCUCCGUGGAAGCUGGCGGCCCUGCCUUUGCAGAGGGACUAGAGGGGGAGCCCGCUUCCCUCUGUCCUUGACCAAGGACUCGAUCUGGAAUCCACUCAGACGGAGAGAGUGCUUCCCCAGGGACCAGAGGGCUGAGUGUUCUAAUCGCACGACAGGUGCUUUCUCCUAAAAGGGUAAAAAAAAAAUCUCCAAAUGAGUAUUAAAACAGAGAGCAGAGAGAAGAGGGAAGAGAGACAGAGAGAAAGGUGACUUCCGUUCUCUCCUGUCUGCUCUCCACGUGUGCCGCUCCUGCGGGGCGUGUGGGUGGGCGGGGUGGCCUGGGGCCGCCGAGCCCAGGCUGGUGUCUCCCCCGCCCCCUCCCCGCCUCCCUGGCCCUCCCGCUUCUCCUCACUUGGCUUACAGGAGGCGGGGCAGUCCCUCUCCGUGAAGACCUUUGAGUGGGUUUGUCUGAUCCUGUCUCUCGUGGAAGAGAAGCAGGCUUGGUCAUCCCCGCCCGCAGCUCUGCUUCUCAGAAGAUUCCCUGGGGUCAGGCUGGUUUCUCCCAAACGUCUCCCUCAUCAGCACCGCAGAACCAGAGCCUCAGGCUCUGCCGGAAGCUGCUUCUAGUCCAGAUGACUGUUUCUCACCCCGCACGCUUUCCUUCCUCCGUUCUUUCAUUUGGCUCAUACUUACGAAGUGCCUACUGUGUGCAGGUCACCGUCGGGCACCCAUCCGUGCAGAAAGCCUCUUGGUGGUGGGGGGGGGUCAGGGACUCGGCGAGACACACCUGGUGGAGUCAGCAGGAAAAGGCACGCCCCUCCCCUCCCCCAUCUUCAUAGAUGGUGUCUUUUCCAGAAGAGCCUUCCACAGAUCAGCAUUUCUCAUUAUGGUGGAAUUUAUGGGCUUGGGGGCAGGCGGCUGAGUCACUCACUGCCUCCAGCAUCCCAUCUGGUGACUCAGGAUCUGGGGGCUGUGUUACCCUGAACAGUGUGCCGUUCACAGUGCCACGGUCGUGGGCAGUGUUUUCUUUGCACAGCUGUGCGCACCUCGUGGAACACGGCCAGCUCCGUGUUGCAAAGCAGAAAAUUGACCCCAAAGUUGCAAAUCCGGCUGAAGGUGUUGGCAUUUUCCCCACGCACGGCGGUGGCCUUCAGAAGUCACCAGGCACCAAGAAGUAGACCACUUACCCCACAUCUAGGCCUUUGACCACCCCUGCGGCCAGGCCCCCAGCAGACACUCGUCCUCUGAUAAGAGUUGCCGGCCUAAAUGCUUCCGUCUUGCGUGGUCUCCUUUCUGCUUCCCUGGUUGCCCAGAGAGUCUGUGCUGCCCGUCCAGUCACCACAGCCGUCAGGCCCAGCUUCCCACCGGCAGCCCAUGACUGUCCCGCUAACUUACAUGGUCAGGCCUUCCGCUGCCCUGCUUCCCUGUGUGGAACGGCCUCUCGCUGCAAGAAGCUGUCGAGUGCUCCUCGAAGGGUCCGGUGGACUCAGCUUGUAAAUUCGGACUGAGAUGCCUCCUCUUAGGCAGGCUGGCUGGAGGAGGGGUGCAGCAGCGGGGAGGCAGGAGGCGGUGGCCAUUCGUGGUCAGAUACCUCCAUUCCACGUAUUUGCUGUGCUGCCCACAUAUCAGGUAGGAGGCCCUUGGUGCCAGGGCUGGAGUCGUGGAGUCCCCU
Messenger RNA from Vicugna pacos (alpaca), 5528 nucleotides. NCBI's taxonomy places the organism in Eukaryota, Metazoa, Chordata, Mammalia, Artiodactyla, Camelidae. The record is from RefSeq and is a predicted model, not a curated record.